Molecule: messenger RNA, 592 nt
Organism: Eruca vesicaria subsp. sativa (arugula)
Lineage: Eukaryota; Viridiplantae; Streptophyta; Magnoliopsida; Brassicales; Brassicaceae
Source: the annotation of a GenBank genome assembly
UCAUAACAACCAAAUUCAAAUCGAAGCUCUCGAAAAAUAACUCAAGAAAAUUCUAGACCAGUCUUCUCCUACUAAUAUUCAAUUAUCAUCGAUAUCAUGAUCUCCAUCGUAAUCAUGGCUGAGCUACUGAUUGAGUACACGACAGCUCUCGCUAAACUCACCGCUGAGAUUCUUCCUAGGCGACAAGGCGACGGAAACUUUAUACGGAUAGGCAACUUCUCUGUAUAUUGUCCUCCUAGAUCGUCGCCUGUUCCAGACUUCUCUGCGCAUCUUGUCGACUUCUGAGUUCUGAUAUAUGAUGAGUGUCCAUUUUCUGCUAUUCUUUUUAAUCGAGUAGUUGAGUGACAGAGAAUGAAUCUUUUUUUUAUUACGCUUUUCGAUAUCAAUAAUAGAUGAGAGAUUUGUAAACCGUAUCUAAUUAAAUAAUAUAGUUUUUGAUUUCUAUUAGUCCAAGUCUACUUUGAUUUGUGGCGUUGUAUUAUCUUUGUCGAUGCAUUACCACAAUAGUAGUAUACAAUCAUUUUAUUUUAAGCCAAUCUGUAUAAAUCACUUAUAUAAUAUACAACCAUUUAAAGUUCAUCAGUAAACUUGC